AUGAAAAAUUCAAAUGCGCAAGUCCCUGGCUAUCGUUCAAGUAAGAAGCAAUAUUUUCGCGAAAAUGGCACAGGAAAACCGAACAGAAGAAAUCAUUCAACGGAAAAGUCAAAAUCCAAGAAGAGUCAUGGACGUUCUCAUCAACGUUCUAAGCCAGAUUCGCGUUCCGUGUCCUCUAUUCUUCCACCUCCGCCUGUUCCGCCUAAACGGAUGGAUCGAGUAGAACGUGAUAAUAAAAUUUCUUCAACAAAAUCCUCUACUAGCACUUAUUCUACGAGUACCUCUACAGGCACAUAUUCCUCAUCUAGCACUUAUUCUUCUUCAUCUAAUUCUAGCUCAGAUAGGUAUAUAAAAUUUUAUUUUAACAAACCCCUGAAUUUUAGCUGCUCUACAUGUUCAUUCAAUGACGAAGCGAACGAUGAUCCACAAAAUGAAGAGGAGAAAGACGUGAAAAAACUUAAACCAAUUCAAGAAGACGAAAAACCACCUUUAAUAAAAACUGAAAAACAGCCUCACAAUCAGGUAGAAAAACAGCCUCAGGAAGUAAAGACAACGGAACACCCUCAAGCUUCGAUACAGAAGAAAGAAGCGAGCGACUCUAACAUGCCGUCAACGUCAUCAGGGCCAUGUUCCUUAACUGCUCGUCUUCGAACUGUUUUUCUCCGACAUGUAAAUAUUCCGUUAAAUAGAACAGAUGCGACACUAAAAGAUCCUAGAAGGCGUGAUAAAGAAGAAAAGAAAGAAAGUAUGGAUCUGGAAUUACCAAAAUUUGCGGUUAAAUUGAAACUUCCUAAACGAGAGAAUUCUGAAGUGAAGCAACGACUUCCAAAAUCAACAGAUUCAAAAUCAAAAGAAUUUACGAGCGAGGAUUCCUUCGUUGGAACACCACUACAAAAAUUAGAGUCUGAAGGAAGUCGAAGAAACUCGUUAGAAGAGAAAAACAUCAAAAGUGAAAUUGGUAAACUUUCGUUGACUUUACGCUCGUUAAGCAAGACCAGUGCUUUGUUCAAAGAAAUUAACAAUAAAAUCGAUGCUCGAAAAACAAUUUUAAAUAUGGAAAAAAAUCCAAAAGAAGGUCAAAAGGAGGUGAAUAUUCAAAAAAUGGAACAAGAGAUGAAACAAUUUUUAGAUGUGUUUUCCAUUUCUUCAAGUCUAUCUUCCGUUUCUAACUUGACUGGAGACUUUUUACACCAACAUGUAGAUAAUGAGGCUUCUACAAGUCAUAGUUUAGAAGAGACGAAAGAGAAAACAAAUGAUCACCAAAAUCGGUUACCUCAUUUGACCAAUCUGUCUCGUGAAGAUUCUACUUCGACAAGCAUUGACUUACAGGAAAGAAGAAAUACAUUACCAGCAAAAUCAGUAACUGAACCUGUUGCCGUUUGCACACAAAAACAACAAAUACAACCAAAAAGUUGUUUAGCUCCUAUUAUUAGACAACGCGCAUCCUCUUCCACAAGCAUUACUCAUUCAAUAGAAGAAUGUUCGUCUCCUUUUGUGAAACAAAUUGAAUCUGUUCCUGAUUUUGAUGUUCAAUCAGCAAGACUUAACAACACUCAACAAAAAUCUAAUGAAGCUACCUCACUUCCAAAAAUUGAAAAAGAUGAAAAUGAUAACAACAGCUCUCCUCAACCUUUAAAAAAGUCAUCAAUAAUUCUCAAAAAGCCUUCAGUAGCGCCUUUACCAAUUCAGAAUCUGCAACAACAACAACAAUUGAAUAAACCGUUAAAUAUAACUCCAAAAUUGAAAACCGAGCCGAAAAAAUUAAUAACAACGCCAACUCUAACGACUCCAACAUUAUCAGAUACCUGUGAAAAGAAAUCAAAAUAUAAAUUUUGUGAGAAGGAUCAGCCUAAAGAUUUAAAAGUCAAACAACAUUCUCUUGCCAAAAUGCCGUCAACUUCAUCCGCUAGUUUAAUCCCGAAAAAAAUCAGCUUGUCAAAAGAUGAAAAAUAUAAAGAUUCUGACGAAAUAAGGAAGACAAAGGCAUUUUCUGUUGGCAGUAAAGAUCAGUUAAAAUCGAUUUCUAAGAAGAAGGGGACGUCUGAAAUUGAUUCAGUUACAGAUGGGAAACACUUGCGAAGAAAGAAAAGGCUCCAUCAAAUGCAAAAACAUGGAUCCUCUUCUGGAAGUUCUGAUAGUGAAGGAGAAAGCGAUACUGCUGCUUCUGGAGUUCUUUGGGAUAUUGACUUGGAGGAACAGAAAAGAAUGCUUGCGGCAAUAAAAUCAGGUGCAAAUUUUGGAAUGUCAAUGUAUGAUCGUGUUAAACGAAGAUCAUCUCAACGACCUGAUGAAGAAAGAAAAAAAUCGCAGGCUUUGGAACAAUUGCGUGAAAAAAAGACGAAAAAGAAGAAGGAAUUAAAUCGUGUUUGCCUUAGUAGUUCUUCAUCCGAUUCCGAUGAAAGUAGAAAAGAAGAUAAUAAACAAUCUUCUCCGGCUCUUCAAAAUAUUCAAGAAAUCAAAAAGGAAAUGGAAGGGAAUCACGAUCAUUCAGAAAUUGAGGAAAAUGAGGAAUUAGUGGAUGUUGAACGACAAGAUUCAAUCGAACCUGUUAUAAACAAACUACAAGAUUCUAAUAAAAUUAAUUGUCAAAAAACUGAAGUUGUUCCCUCUCUAAUAAGAAGGCCACAAAUUGCUCCAAAAAAGCCAUCAAUGAUGGAAAGAAUUGAAAAGGAAGGUGCUUUUGAAUCUAAAGAAUCCUCUUCAAGUGAUGAAUGGAGUGUAAGUGUUAGCGCUGAUGAAAAAACUGAUAAUGAAGAACCUGGAAGAAUUGGAGAUAAAAUUGUUCAAAAGUUGCAAGCAGAAUUUAUUAAACAUCGUUCUAGUUCACCUCGUUCUGUGGAUGGACACAAAGAUGAUUUGGAUCAGAAAUUGUCUUCCUUAAUUGAAAUAGCCAAAGAAGGACAUCAGCAAUUGAUUACAAAAAAGAUUGGUGCAGACUCUUGUUCAUCUUCUUCUACCUCUUCUGUUUCAAGUACCAGUGGUUCUGACACUUCUGAUGAUGAAGUGCGUUUACCUCCUAAAGGCUUUCCAAUAUUUAAAAAGCAUGUGCCGAAAAUUGCCAAAAUUUCCAUGGUUGAUGUAUUCGGUGAAGAUUCUGACAGUCAAGAAGAACUCGAAAAAGAAAAAUCAAUUGUACAAAAACAACAACCUGUUGUCCAGCACUCAAAGACUGAAAAAGUUCAAAAGAUUAGCAAUGAGGAAGCCGAAAUCAAGAAAAAACCAGAUGUUGGAAAGACCAGUGUUGUUCCAAAUAUUAAACAUAAGCCUAUUAUAUUCAAAAAAGAAUCGACUAAAUUAAAUAAAGAUGAAUCUAUUGCUGUAGAAAAGAAGAUUAUUGACAGAAAAAGAAAACCAUUAGAAGUAGAAUCCUCAAUAUCUGCAAAGAAGAAAUUCGAUAAAAAGGAAGAAAUUAAAAAGACAUCAAACGAAAGUCAUCCAUCAAAAUUGCAAAAUCAGACAUCAAAUUUGAAUGAACAAAUAAUUGAGAGCAAAGAAAAGCCAAGUGAAUCGAACAUGGUCGUUAUAGCUGGUGGCUUUGUUGAAAUUGAAUCGAAAGUAUUAAAAGGACAACAGAGUGAGAAAACUUUACUCCCAGAUCAGAAUCCAAAACAAAGCAAUACUACUCAAAUUUGCAACAAAGACAAAGAAGAGGAUUCUGAUAAAGUCCAACCAAUUGAACAGCAACCUCAGAAAAUAACGCCUGAAAUUUGUGAUUUCCCUAGAGAAAGUGCCGAUCAGGAAGAACUCGAUGCUAUUGCAAGUAUUAACAUUUCUGCUAAACCGAACGAUGAAUAUGACAAAUUAUCUAAAAAUGACUUUGUUUUUGGAGAAAAGAAAGUUAAUGAGAGAAAGAGAAAACCUUCGGAAGACAAAUCUUUCUGCUUAUCUACUCAAAAGAAAUUUGAUAAAUUGGACAUUCAAAAGGCACCAAAUGAAAAUAAAGAACCACAAGCGAAAAAUUCAAAUAAGGUUUGUGCUUCAGAUUUGAAACUUACUCCAUUCACUCCACAUGGUGCUUCUGGCUUGAUAAUUGAGAACAAAGAAAAGAAGAGUGAAUCACAAUCGGUCGUUAUAGCCACUGGCUUUGUUGAAAUCGAUGCUAAAGAGUUAAAGAGACAACAAGAAACUGAAAAGCAAGAAACAAAUCAGACUUCAAAGCAUGUUGUGUGCGACAAACAAUAUUCUUCUACACAACCAGAACAAAAGUCUUCUGAUAUAUUUGAAACAUUUGAAUCUCUGAAGAAGCAUCACGAUAAUUCUGCUGAUCAGGAAGAAUUAGAUGCUAUUGCAAACAUUAACAAUUUUACUAAAUUGAAUGAUGAAUGUGAUAAAUUACCUAAAAAUGACGUUUUUGCUGAAAAGAAAGUUAAUGAAAGAAAAAGUGAACCUUCAGAGAGCGAAUCUUUCGAAAACAUUCAAAGACCCAAUCUAUCUUCUCAACAAAAAUCUGAUGAAAAAGAAGACAUUCCAAAAGCUCAAAAUGAAAGUAAAGAAGAAUCACAUUUGAAGAAUUCAGAUAAGGUUUGCGCUUCAGAUUCAAAACUUUCUUCAUAUACUCCACACAAUACUUCUGGAUUAAUCAUUGAAAGCAAAGAAAAGACGAGUGAAUCACAUGUGGUCGUUAUAGCCACCGGUUUUGUUGAAAUUGAUGCUAAAGAAUUGAAAAGACAACAAGAAAACGAGAAAAAAUCAUUGGAUUUAAAUCAAACUUCGCAGCAUGUUGUUUACGACAAACAAUUUUCUUCUAUUCAACAAGAACAAAAAUCUUCUGAUAUAGUUGCAGUUCAUGGGCAACAAUACGAAAAUUCUGCUGAACAAGAAAAACUUGGCGCUUUUGCAAACAUUAAUAAUUCUGCUAAACUGAGUGCUGAAUUUCAAGAUCCGACUAUCAUAAAUUAUCAUGAACAACAACAAAGCAAUAUUCCUUCUCAACGAAUACCAAUUGUCCAACAACUUCCCGCUGUUCAUCCGCCUCAAGUAUCACAACCACAGCAACAAAAGAUGGUUCUGGAACAACAGAGUACCCAAGCUGAUUAUUGGCAGGGACAAUCAGCUAACAAACCUGAUGAUAAAAUGCUUGUUCAAAUGCAGAAGGGCUUUGCUGAUCAACAGCUCAUGGAAAGAAUUAAUCGCGAGCUGCUCACCCUUAAUGAACAGAAAGUGCAAAAUACCCAACAGCUUUCCGCCGUUCGUACACCUCAAAGUUCCCAACAACCACCGACCGUUCUUCCACCUCAAAUUUCACAAACACAGCCGCAAAAAUUAGUUCAGAUUCAACAGACUCCAAUUACUUGGCAAGGACAAUUAUCUCAAGGGCAGUUAUCUUUGAAGAAUGCUAACUCAUUUGAUUUCGGAAACGAACAGCUUAUGGAAAGAAUGAAUCGUGAACUAGCCACUCUUAAUGAACAGCAAAUGCGAAAUUUCCAACAACUCCCGGCGAUUCAUCAACCUCAAAGUGUUCAACAGCUUCCAGUCGUUCAUCCACAAACAUCACAAACAAAUCAACAAAAUCAGAAGCAACAACAGAGUGUUUGCGGAAAUGAUCAACUUAGGGAAAGAAUGAAUCGCGAAUUAUUCAACCUUAAUGAACAACAAAUACAAAAUUUCCAACAAUUUUCAGCCGUUCAUCCACUUCAAAGUGUUCAACAGCCACAAGCAAUUAAUCCACCUCAAAUCUCUCAAACAAACCAGCAAAAUCAGAGACAACAGACUACCCAGAGUGAUUAUCCAAUUAGUUGGCAAGGACAGUUACCUAUAAAAAAUACUGACACACUUGCUCAAAUACAUAAGGUUUGCGGAAAUGAACAGCUUAUGGAAAGAAUGAAUCGCGAAUUAGUCAACAUUAGUGAACAGAGAAUACAAAGUGUCCAACAGCUUCCAGCCGUUCAUCCACCUCAGAAUGUCCAACGGCUUCCAGCCGUUCCUCAGAAUGUCCAACAGCUUCCAGCCCUACCUCCAACUCAAAAUGUCCAACAGCCACAAGCCGCCUUUCAACCACCUCAAAUCUCACAAACAAAUCAGCAAAAAAUUGUUCAGAGACAACAGAGUACGCAAGGGGGUUAUCCAAUUAUUUGGCAAGGACAGUUAGCUAUGAAAAAUGCUGAUACUCUUGUUCAAAUGCAUAAGGUUUGUGGAAAUGAACAACUUAUAGAAAGAAUGAAUCGCGAGUUGGUCACUCUAAAUGAACAAGGCAUUCCUUUGCUCAGGGUAACACAAAGGAUGCGAUUAGAACAAUCUCAAUUGGAUAAUUUAAUGCGUAAAAUGGAGAAAGAAGAGAACCAUGUUGCCUUAAUUUGUUUACCUUGUGGACGUGAUCGAAAUGAUGUCUCUAUACAAACAGAGAAAAUGGCAACUUCCUUUAUUGAAUAUUACAGUUCCAAGAGUGCUGCAGGAAUUGUUAGCUCGCAUCACCCUCAAGGUUGUGUUGCUCAUAUAUUUCCUCCUAGUGACCUAAGCAGGUCAUUAUUAUCAAAAAAUGCUCCCGAUAUUUUAAGGAAAGUUGAUUUUCUUGGGGCAGGAUAUCUUUUUGUUAUUUUAACAAACUCCUGAUAUUUAUUAUUUUAACAUUUUUUAGACUUCUUAACUUUCAGAUUUUGUAUAUUUUUAUCUUUAUUUUUUUCUCGCAUUUUUCUUCUGCCAUUUCUUUUUUUUAAAUACAUAAAUGUUGUAUUUUUCAUAAUAAUAUAGGAAUAUAUCUUUUUGGUUCUAUAUUUUUUAUUGUUAUAAUUUCCGAUUCCAGUCUCAUUUUUUAUACAAAAUGUUU
Messenger RNA from Meloidogyne enterolobii, 6763 nucleotides. NCBI's taxonomy places the organism in Eukaryota, Metazoa, Nematoda, Chromadorea, Rhabditida, Meloidogynidae. The record is from the annotation of a GenBank genome assembly.